This is a messenger RNA of Echinostoma caproni, 375 nucleotides long. NCBI's taxonomy places the organism in Eukaryota, Metazoa, Platyhelminthes, Trematoda, Plagiorchiida, Echinostomatidae. The record is from the annotation of a GenBank genome assembly.
AUGACCCAGGCGAAUCUACGUAAUUACGGGGAAUUCUUCGGGUCUGUAUGUGGCUUCUUCGUGGUCGACGACUAUCUGAGACACACUCUACCCGGCUCUUCCGCCUUCUAUCAAACCUAUUUGGAUGAGCUUUGGGGAAGUACGGUCGAGCGACUCGUGGAAUUCGCUCGGUCAAAUGCCGGCGCAUGUCAAUCUGCGGAGGAUCUGAUUCGAUUGAAAGACUAUUCCAUCCUGUUCAGUCGAACCAUGCUCAGUCUCGGCUUUCCCACUGCUGGUUUAUCAGAGAUGAUCACUUGGAUUCAGCGUAGAUAUCAACGACUUUUGGCCGGUCAGUGGCGCCAAAACUUGAAAUCCGCGGAGAACGCUUUUGGAUAA